This is a messenger RNA of Bicyclus anynana (squinting bush brown), 2036 nucleotides long. RefSeq names its product alpha-tocopherol transfer protein-like. Bases 12 to 944 code for a protein of 310 amino acids. NCBI's taxonomy places the organism in Eukaryota, Metazoa, Arthropoda, Insecta, Lepidoptera, Nymphalidae. Gene Ontology annotation, molecular function: phosphatidylinositol bisphosphate binding. The record is from RefSeq and is a predicted model, not a curated record. Gene Ontology annotation, cellular component: membrane. The transcript has 6 exons.
CCGCGGUAGCGAUGGAGUCCAUUCCUUUUAAUCCGAUAUUGGAAUACAAUUCCGAUACACUGUUAUUUAUAAGAAAACUGUAUGACUUGGAUAAAUUGGAGAGAAUGGAGGAAGCCAUCACCAUUUUACGAGAUUGGCUCAAGAAACAGGAUCAUAUUGUUAAGAAAAAUUAUUCAUCAAAUUAUUUGGAGAGGGUUAUUAUCAUAAGCAAGGGUUCCGUGGAAAGAGCAAAGGCGAAACUAGAUAAAAUAGCUACUUUUCGGACUCUGCUGCCCCAAUAUUUUGAGCCGUUAAACGAUUUGGAAAAGCCCCUAUUAAAUGAUUUAGUUACUGGAAUUCCAUCAAAAAUGACCCCAGACCACUACCGGGUGAUAAUCACAAAUAAUAAAGCCAAAAAAAUCGAUGGGGGUCUAAUGGAUUUCUACAGAUAUCUUAUUAUGAUUGCUGAGUACAUGCAAUGUAAUGACUAUUUAAAUGGCGUAGAGGUGAUCUUCGAUUACAGAGAAGCAAACCUUAUAGAGUUAAUAAAAGCAUUGAAUUUAGUUGAAAUGCAGCAAGUUUUAGCAAUCGUUAUGGAAGGCUACGGUAUGCGUAUAAAAGGCAUCCACUUUAUAACAACAUCAAAAGCGAUAGACACUGUGGUUUAUCUGUUCAAGUCAGCGCUAAACAAGAAAGUUGCCGAGCGCAUCCAUGUCCACAAUAAUGUGGACACGUUACACAAACACAUACCUAAAGAUAUACUACCCUCUGACUAUGGUGGCCAGGCGAAAUCAUUACUUGAACUCAGUGAUGACUUAAAAGCAGAAUUAAGUUCAGAAAAUUACCUUAAGCAUUAUAAAGAGAUGCAGAAAGCCUGUACCAACGAAAACUAUCGGCGGGACGACAAAUUCAACGAACAAUGCGUAGGAAUGCCUGGCUCCUUCAGACAACUGAGCGUAGAUUAAAAAAAUGCGUGUGUCAGUUCCGACGCACGAAUGGAGUUUACUCUUUCAGAUCGACUGUCUAAAUAGGUGUAUGUUGCCCCGCACCAUACACUAUGUACGUCUUAUCUACGUCUGAAUAGUGAAAGGUGCGCAACCGAGGAGCAGCAGGCCGCGGCGUGCGCGCACGGUGAAAGGUGCGCAGAAUAGGUUGCGCACAGAAAAACGUAACGCUGUCAUUCGUUUAUCGAAUUUUACUGCCCAUAUUUUUUUCAUACUAUGAAAAAUCGAUCCUUAAGGAGUAAACUCCAAAAACAAUAUUAUUAUCUAAAUCGUAUUGUUUAGUAAUUAUAGCCUUACUAGAAAAAUAAAAAGCUUAGUUACUAGGUUGCGGAAAAAAAAACUAAUUUAUUCCAUUAGUAUUAGCUUAGAAUAAUAUGACCUUGACUGGAGUGAUGAGAUCCCCGUAUUUUACCUGUUUAAGGAUUCGAAAACUAGAAAGAUGUAUUGGAAUGUCAUUUGCUAUCGACAGGUCACGUGAUCAAGAUCUGUCGUUUCCAUACAUUUUUCUAGUUUUCGAAGCGUUAGCGAUCGUAGAAAGAGAAUCGAUGAGCCACUUGGCUAGGGGGGCAGGCUAUAUAAUACUUUCGUAGACAAUGCUUAUGAUUGUGAUUUAGACAAUAGUCUAAAUUAUUUUUAAACAAGAUGGUAUAGUUUUUUUAUAUAUUUCUUCAACUAUGAUCAUUAUUAAAGUAUGUAAUCUAUAUAUCCAAUAGAUAAUAAUUAAGUCAUACAAUGUUUAUUUUAUGACAAAAUUACAUAAUACCUACCAAAAAAAUAAAAGAUAAGAAAGUUUACUGUAAUUCGUUUGAAUAUGUAUAUAUUUAUUAUUAUUACAACAUUCAAUAUUUACAAGAUUCAUAUUUAUUUUUACACCCCUGAGCCUUGGAGAGCACGUUAAGUAGUCCAGUAUCAUUAGCAUCGUCAGAAUAAAGGACUAGUCAUCAUUAACAGCUGAUAGACGUUCACUGCUGGACAUAGAUCUCUUGCAUGGACUUCCAAGCACAACGGUCUCUAGCGGUCUGAUAUCCUUGGUCCACCUAGUGGAGGAUUUCU